Messenger RNA from Zophobas morio, 4967 nucleotides. RefSeq lists its product as uncharacterized. The record is from RefSeq and is a predicted model, not a curated record. Gene Ontology annotation, biological process: regulatory ncRNA-mediated post-transcriptional gene silencing. Bases 1 to 3141 code for a protein of 1046 amino acids. Lineage: Eukaryota; Metazoa; Arthropoda; Insecta; Coleoptera; Tenebrionidae. Gene Ontology annotation, molecular function: protein binding; single-stranded RNA binding; RNA endonuclease activity. The transcript is spliced from 18 exons.
AUGCUACCACCAAUGACCCAACCUACGCAUUUGCCAAAGUUCGAGUUGCCUCUCGCAUUAAGAUACAAAGAUGCAAAGUUCUUCGACCAUUUUAAAGCUAGCCAGGUAGAAAAAGUCAUGGUGCAUGAAUCAUCAAGUGCCUUAGCUACAAAGGAACUGAAGUCUACUUCUAUGAUUGUUAGACUAACAAAGUUUAAGUUAAAAGUUGAGGGUUAUUCAAGUUUAAUGUCUAGAAGAUCUGACCCAGGAAAGCCACCUGGUAGGGGACGGGGAGAGUACAGCGGCGGUAGAGGGGGUUAUGAAGGGGGAGGAAGAGAUGGGUAUGGCGGUGAUAGAGGAGACCGCGGAGGUCGUGGAAGGGGCGGUCGGGGUGGUGGUGAUAGAGGAGACAGAGGAGCCCAUGGAGGCGGGCGUGGCGGUGGUGUUGAUAAAGGAAUCAGAGAGCAGGCAUACCAAGGUUUAAGAAAUUCUCUGGGAGGCAGUUCAUAUCAAGCUGCACUUAGAAGAGUGAUUAAUGAAGUUUUUAGUCCUAAUAAUGGCCAGUAUCGCAAGGCCCCAUGUGGCAUUAUGCUUCCGCUGGGCGAAGUCCUUCGCGGUUUCAGGGUUAAAUCAAAUAUGUUUUCUUUAAAUAAAUCUCCUUCCACCAAACUAUACCAAGUCCCUGUGCAUGUUCAUCUUUAUAAAGAAGACCCAUCUAAUAGAGAAAAGAAGGUUUUGGGCGUAAAUCUUGCUAUCGAAGGUGAUAUGGAAUUAAACCGGAUGAUUAUUGCUAAAGUUUGGAGCUCCUCUUCCGAGCUUAAAAAUAUUCCUUAUGCCUACGACGGCCGCUCCCUUUUGUAUGUGGUCAAACCUUUGAAUAAGGAGCUUAUUAAGGAAGUUGACCAUCCAAACAGAAGGGCUGGCAAAUGCCCGGUGUUAGUUAAGCUUACUUUCUCCAGCGCCGUCAUUGCGUCAGAGGGACAAGCGAUGUCUGUGAUUAUCCGGGGGUGUAUCAACUCGCUGGCCAUGGCGAGCAGAUCCAGUGGCGACCCUAAAUUGGUAAUGUCCGGAUAUUCUGUACUGAGGCAGGACUUUUCCGAUUAUAUGAGGAUUCCUGGAGGUUUUUAUGCACUCUUGGGGUAUUCCUCGUCGUUACGCCCCUUUGAACUGGGGCAUGCCCUCUGCGUGGACUCAGUCGUCAGUGCCGCAGUAAAGCCGGGUCCACUGCUCGAUUAUAUGCUGCUUGUUGCCAAUGCGAGAACCCCCGAAGAAUUUCUUCGUAACAGGCUCCGUUACUGGGACCGGCUUCUUGAAGCUGUUAAAGGUCUCUCUUUUGAAACGAGGCAUUUGGGCUACUCCAGAAAAUAUAAAAUUAAAACCCUUUCCCACUCUACUUCUGCCAAUCACGAGUUCAAGUGGGAUUCUCCUCAUGGCGCGCGCACGGGCAAUGUUGUGACAUACUUCAAAGAGAUGUAUCGUAUUAGUCUCAAGUUUCCCGACGUUAACUGCCUCCAAGUGGGCACGGAAUCGAAGCCUAGAAUGUUUCCUCCCGAAGUCUGCUUUGUCAUCCCCGGACAAACCAGAAAACGUUUGUCUUCUGAACAAACGGCUGCCAUCCAAAGGAAGGCGGUGGUCCCUGCUGCGGAGCGCUAUAACAGAAUUCAGGAAGGCUGCGAUUUAUUCAUAGAAAGCAUUGAGAAGAAUCCCAUGUCCAAACUUCUGAAACUCACUAUGGACACCGAGCCGCUGGCCCCCUCCGAAGUGGGAAUUAUUCCCGCCCCCGUACUGCAAUUUUACGGGGAGGUUGUUGAUCCCAAGCUGGACGGAAAAUGGCGUGCUUCCAAGUUUGUGGUUCCCUCCCGCUCCCGCCUUUGGUGUGUGGCCAACAUGGACCAUUUCUUUCCGGACACCCAAAACUUUGCUAGAGGUUUCCGGUCCGGCUUGAUCGGCCACGGUUUGGUGGUCUCCGAACCGCUGGUCAUAGAGAUUGACCGUGGGGAGAGCGCCGACGCCUUUCUCAAACGCGUGUGCAACGCCUUUCGAGAAAGGCCAGACAUGUUAUUUUUCAUUAUUCCUGAGACCAAGGAGAGAGGGGUGUCGGAGAAGGCAAGUAGCACCGAUUUGAGGAAGAAGAUCAAGCUCAUGGAGUUUGAAAAGAAAGUUGUUACACAAUGCUGCAAGUCAAGCACUUUGAAACGAACUUCCGGCAUGCUUUUUACUAACCUGGCCUUGAAAUUUAACGCUAAACUGGGUGGAACGUCUCACUUUGCUGGGGUCAAAACUAGUUCUCGGGGCCAACCUGCUGUGGAACGCCCCUGGUUCCUGCGAGACGGCCACACUAUGCUUAUAGGAAUUGAUGUUACUCACCCAAGUGGAACCGGUUCGAGUGAAACUGUUUCAUCCGUGGCGGCCAUUGUUGGGAGUAUCAACGAGACGAACACCAUCUAUGCCAGCCACAUAUUUACGCAGUAUAAAAACAAAGCCGAGCUACUUUCAGAGGAGGGGAUCCACGAUGCCCUCGACAAGCUACUCCCCGCCUAUGCCUCGCAGCACAACAAGCAGUUUCCUCGCCGCAUCAUAAUAUUUCGUGACGGUGUGUCUGACAGCCAGUUUGAGCAGGUAGUCGACCAGGAGCUCCAACACUUUCGGAAGGCUCUUUCCACUCACUAUGCCCGCGAGUUGCCCAAGCUAGCCCUCAUAUCCAUACAGAAGAGAAAUCGCGUCCGGCUAUUUAUGGAGGACGGGGGAAACCGGGUGAUUGGCAAUCCUGUUCCAGGGCUCCUUAUUAACGAUCUCCUUCCUCGCCCGGAUAUUCAUAACUUUUUUUUUAAAUUCCCACGUGGCUUUACAAGGUUUGCGUCUCGUUCAUUCUGCCUUCGAGUCGUUUUUUUUUCGGUAUUGCGCACAGGGACCUCCAAGCCCGUUCACUAUGCCCUCUUGUGCGACGAAAUCGGCCUUUCCUCGGACUUGCUGAGGCUGUUUGUCUACACGGAGUGCUAUAACUUCCCUCGCUCUACUACCGCCAUUUCGCACCCGUCCGCCACCCGCCUUGCCCACUUGGCUGCGUUUCGAGGGCAAGAACUUAAUGAUCCCAAAAAACCCGAGGUGUUGGAAAAUUACAUUAGAAAUUCCAAAAUUCCGUCUUACAUGUUCUUCGUGUGAGCCAAUUCAUGAAUAAAGUAACUUUACUUGACGGGUGUUCGUUUUCAUUAGCGGUGCUUUACUGGAUCCAUCGAGGAACACAAUGCCAUGUGGGUUUCGCGUUAUGCAAACAUGUGGCAAAAAACUAUUUUUCAGGGCAAAAAUGCAGUGUUUGGCGUUAUGUAGAGUUUUUUGCAGAGUUUUUUGCUCACUAUUAGUAUUCGGCCGUAAAUCAUAUCGCAGUAGUUUGCAUACUGUUGUUAAAGUCGGUGUUCAAUGCCGCGUGUUCAUAUAAACAUUGAGCCUCCUUGGACACAAUCAGAAAAACAUAUUAACUGUAAAAUUCCCUUUUCAUUUAUUUUUAAGGCGUGUAGGCAAAACUGUUCUGGUCACCACUUUGGGCGGAUGUCUUUAUAACUAAAAGAGUUACUUUAAAGACCGGUUUGUUUUUUCCAUAAAGCUCUAAGCCACAAUUAAAGCGAUAUAGAUGAGUGCAUAUUUUACAUAAUUUUUGAAGCAAUUACUGGUGUCUAAGUUAAUGAUAACAUGAUUCUAGAAUCACAAACGCUUCUGGGGCUAUAUUAAAAAGCUGGUUGAGAUAUUGAAAUAAAAAUGGGUAGUAAUAUACGACAAUUGAGAUUUGAAGCCAUUCUUAGAUCUUCCAGAGUAAAGUUACCGCUACCAACCCCCCACAAAAAGACUGUAAUGCUGAAUACUAUAAACUUGUAAGAACCUUCGUAAAUAAUAAUUAUUUUAAAAACCUGUAUCACGUAAACCACUACAUUACUAGGAAAAUAUAUGCUUGACAACUUCUUGAUGACCAAAAGAGUUCUAGGAAGAAAUAAAUAAACCUAACUAUAUGUAAAGGAUAUCGGAGAUGACAAUAUCUAUUUGCAUUAUACCCAAAUGCGUUUGGGUAAUUCAUUGCAAUAGGUCGCAUUAGUGGAAGUCCAAAAAUUGACCUGGAAAACUGAAUACAUGGAAUUAAGUAAAGUGAGGAGCUACACGCAAGUGGUGGAGAAUUUGCUAAACAAAGUAAUGGCUGAAAAAAGGUUUCGGAACGGAUAAUGAUGCAGAGGAGAUAUAUGCAGGGGGAAAGAGCGAACUAAAGUUUUCGACAAUGUAAAGUUAUUGUAACAUCGCGCUAAACAAGAGUCAAGAAGGCACAAACAAGGAAGUUAACUAUAUUAAGGCAAGUUGUUCAAUGUUAUAUGUUCAAUCUAAAAAGAGAAUCUUUUUUUAUAUAUCAUGUCAAUCCUUGGAAUACACAAAAAGAUUGCUUACUCUGCGGCUAAAAAUGCCUCUUUACUUGCUGAGCAUUUGCUCUUUUAAUCCUUUAACUACUAAAAAAAAUAUCAUAGCGAAUAUGUAGAAUACGCAGAAAAAUGUAUAGACACUGCGUUCAACGGAGAAAAUUCUGGAUUACAAAACCCUUGCACGAAAGAAAGAGCUUGAAGCUAUAAUCCAUCACUCUAUACUAGAGAGGGCAACAGGCUUCGCGGUAUCACUAAUAAGAUGCUCUAACAUCUAAUGACAACAGAACCACCUUUUUACUAAUCCAUUCAAUUCAAUUAUACUCAAGUCUUAUUCCCUGAAGAAUAGAAAAACGCUGACAUGCCACAAAACACGCACACUUAGUAAUAUCAGCCAAGUCACCCCACUUUGUCUACUCUUGUGCCUAGGUAAAGCACCCAGAGCAGUAAUACUAAUAAGACUAGAAACCUUUGCUAAAGAUAAACAUAUAGUAGCAAAUUGCCAAUUUGGGUUUAGAUGCAAUCAUUCAACAACUCAACAGAAUUUAUGACUUUCUCAAAGAAAGUUAACAGGAGCGAUAUUCUUAGAAGACA